UCGUGCUAAAUGCACUUUUGACUUCCAUUUCUCUGCUCUUCCUCUUCCGGUUCUGACGAACUCCUCCUCCUCCUCCUCUUCUUCUUCUUCUUCUUCUUCUUCUUCUUUGCCAGUGGCUCGCGAUGGACGUGGCGGCCGGAAUGUCUGCCGGGCUUCUUUUCGGGCGAGUGUUGGUGCUCUGCCUCUCUCUGAGUCUCGUUUCGGCCUCGGGGGCGGAUGAGCUUCCGCUGCUCUUGAAACUGAAGUCCGUGCUCGAGACACCAUCGAGCACGGGUGUUUUCGGUUCAUGGAGGGUCGGCAACGACAAAUGCAACUUCACCGGAAUCGUGUGCAAUUCAGAUGGUUUCGUCACUGAGAUCAACCUCUCUCAAAAGGGCCUGGUGGGUACUCUCCCUUUCGACUCGAUAUGCUCGCUUGGCUCUCUUGAAAAGAUUGAUCUUGGAGAGAAUCUUGUCUACGGUAACGUCACUGAUGAUCUGAGGAACUGCACGAGCUUGAAGUACUUGAACUUGGGGUUCAAUUCUUUCUCUGGGAAAGUUCCUGAUUUGUCCACUUUGAGCGGCUUGGAGUUCUUGAACCUGAACAACAGCGGGUUCUCAGGGAUCUUCCCGUGGAAGUCGCUUGGAAACAUGACCAAUCUUGGCUUUUUGAGCCUCGGAGACAACCCUUUUGAUGUGACUAGUCCCUUUCCUAUGGAGGUCAUCAAGUUGGAGAAGUUGUAUUGGCUUUACCUCACCAAUUGCAGCAUCAGAGGACAAAUCCCCGAGGGCAUCGGGAACUUGACGCUUCUCGAGAAUCUCGAGCUCUCGGACAAUGAAUUGUCCGGCGAAAUCCCUCGGGGCAUCGCAAGGCUCGGCCGGCUCUGGCAGCUCGAGCUCUACAACAAUACCUUGACCAGUAAGCUUCCUCUCGGGCUUGGGAACCUCACAAGCCUCGUGAACUUUGACGCGUCACAUAACGGGCUCGGAGGUGAUCUCUCAGAGAUCAGGUUCUUGACAAGUCUGGCCUCCUUGCAGCUUUUCGAGAACCGGUUGACAGGGGAGAUACCAGAGGAGCUUGGAGAGUUCAAGAAUCUUACCGAAAUCUCUCUCUACACAAAUUGGCUGACCGGUUCACUUCCUCCAAAGCUUGGCUCGUGGGCAGAUUUCAAUUACAUAGAUGUUUCGGACAACUUACUCACGGGAAGUAUCCCGCCGGAUAUGUGCAAGUAUGGGAAAACAACUGAUCUUCUUAUGUUGGAUAACAAGCUCACCGGUACUAUCCCAGCGACCUAUGCAAAUUGCUCAUCCUUAGUUCGGUUACGAUUGAGCAAUAACUCGCUUUCUGGUGCUGUUCCUGCUGGAAUAUGGGGCUUGCCGAAUCUCAUCAUAAUUGAUCUUGCAGCGAAUCAACUCGAGGGAUCGAUAACGUCUGAUAUCAGAAUGGGAAAAUCUCUGGCUCAGCUAUUUCUAUCUGAAAAUAAAUUUUCAGGUGAAUUACCGGAAGCAAUGUCUGAAGCAUCUUCUUUGGUCUCAAUUCAGCUUAAUUUGAAUGGAUUCGUGGGAAAGAUUCCGUCGACAAUUGGGAACUUGACGAAAUUGAAUACACUCGAUUUGAUUGGAAAUCUGCUCUCCGGUAGCAUACCUGUGUCGAUUGGCUCCUGCGUCUCCCUCGCCGAUGUAAACCUCUCAAACAAUUCAUUGACUGGAGAAAUUCCCGACAGCAUCGGAAACUUACCGACUCUGAACUCCCUCAACCUAUCCAAUAACAAACUUUCCGGUGAAAUCCCAUCGAGCCUGGGAUUACUGAAGCUAAGCCUUCUCGAUCUCUCGAACAACCGGUUAACCGGACCUGUACCGGACUCUCUAUCAAUAGAAGCCUACCACGAUAGCUUUGAUGGGAAUCCCGGCCUGUGUAGUCAGAGGCUUAAACAAUUUCAGCCAUGUAUUUCAAGUUCACAGGCAACCACUCACCUCGGGGUUAUCCUCUCCUGCUUCUUUGCCGGAAUAAGUUUGUUGCUAAUUGUAUUCGCAAUGAUGAUGUAUGUGAAGCUCAGAAAGCAAAGAGAUAGUCUCAAGAGUGUCAACAGUUUGUGGAGGCCGGAUUCUUGGAACAUGAAGCCGUACCGUGUACUAAGCUUCAGGGAGAGGGAAAUAAUUGAUUACAUAAAGACCGAGAACUUGAUCGGGAGGGGCGGAUCAGGGAAUGUGUAUAAAGUCGUCUUGGGGAAUGGCAAAGAACUCGCGGUGAAGCACAUCUGGGCGUCGAGCUCAGACAGCUUGAGAAGCCAUCCUAGCAGUUUGGCCAUCCUCAGCAAGAAAAGCACAGGCACGGCCGAGUACGAUGCCGAGGUGGCUGCACUGAGUUCGAUUAGGCACGUGAAUGUCGUCAAGUUGUAUUGCAGCAUCACAAGUGAGGACAGCCACCUGCUUGUUUAUGAGUACUUGCCGAAUGGGAGCCUGUGGGACCAGCUACACGAGAGCCAGAAGAUGAAGAUGGGAUGGGAGGUGAGGUAUGAGAUUGCGUUAGGGGCUGCCCGGGGAUUGGAGUAUCUGCACCAUGGAUGCGCUCGGCCGAUUAUACACCGUGACGUGAAAUCGAGUAAUAUUUUGCUGGACGAAGAGUGGAAGCCGAGGAUAGCGGAUUUCGGGCUAGCGAAAAUCGUGCAGGCCAGUCAGGGUGGUAAUUGGACACACGCCAUUGCAGGGACUCUUGGAUACAUAGCUCCAGAGUAUGCGUACACCAUGAAGGUCAAUGAAAAGAGCGACGUCUACAGCUUCGGCGUCGUUCUGAUGGAGCUGGUCACAGGAAGGAGGCCAAUCGAGUCGGAAUUCGAAGAGAACCAGGACAUUGUUCAAUGGGUGCGUGGAAACAUGAGCAGCAAAAAGUCUUUGCUCGAUUUGGUGGACUCGAACAUUUCUGACACCCAAAAAGAAGACGCCGUUAAAGUGCUCCGGAUAGCCAUCCGUUGCACAGCUAACAACCCAACCGUGAGGCCGUCAAUGCGGAUGGUGGUUCAGAUUCUAGAGGAGGCCGAGCCCUGCAGCCUCAACAGUGUCCUCGUCAACUAAGUAGGCAAAAACAGUCAAAAGACCGAAGAAAAACAGCUUAUACCAAGCCCUCAAGCUGAUUCUUGUUCUCUGCGUUAGGAAUUCAUGUAGUAGACAACACUACAUUGGCAUGCAUAAGCCUUGAGGGAGCCCAUCCCGGCUCGCAUGUGGUUAAAGUGCAUCCGAUUUUGGAGCUGAUUUGCUGAAUCCUGAUUAGAGCUGUUCCUAGAGACCGUAGAAAACUGAUGAUUUUAGCUUUUUGGGUUAACCAGUGAAAGAUCUGGAGUUGUAUUUUAGCCAAUAAAA
Molecule: messenger RNA, 3335 nt
Organism: Syzygium oleosum
Lineage: Eukaryota; Viridiplantae; Streptophyta; Magnoliopsida; Myrtales; Myrtaceae
Product: receptor-like protein kinase 7
Exons: 2
Coding region: 123-3050 (975 amino acids)
Biological process (GO): protein phosphorylation
Molecular function (GO): ATP binding; protein binding; protein kinase activity
Source: RefSeq, a predicted model, not a curated record